AUGAAAGUCAAUACGUUAUCACUCAUCGCAUUGAUUGCCCUUGGGCAUACAUGCAUUACAUCUGUGCACUGUAAUGAUUUGGGAAAUACAUCCCCAAAUAAUGCCAACAACGCUGCGGUAGCUAACGCAAGAGCCGAUGAUGUUGCAGCAGCGAACGCAAAUGCGAAUAACGCUGUGGCAGCGAACACAAGCACCAAUGUAGUUGCGCCGGCUGACUCAAGUGCCGCUGGAGUUACAGUGGCCGACGCAAUUGUCAAUGGAAUUGUCGCCGCAACCGCAAAUGCAAGUGGAACUGCACCAGCAGACGUUAAGAAUGCAGCGAAAGUGGGGGAGUUUGUAGGAGGAUGGAUGUCAACCGUCAUAAUUAAUCUGGGUGAAAAAAUCGUUGAUGCUAUAUCGGGUUCGAUUCGCAAAAAUAAGCUGAAGGCUAAGGAAAAGGCAAGGAAGGCCAGAGAAAAAGAAAGAAAGGCUAAGGAAAAGGAAAGAAAAGCUAAAGAAAAGGAAAGAAAGGCUAAAGCAUUGGCAAAGAAGGAGAAGGAAAUGGCAAGGAAAGAGAAGGAAAAGGAAAGAAAAGCUAAAGAAAAGGCAAAAGUAGAAACAGAGGAUGAAGGUGACGAUACCCCUACAGACGUGGAAAAACCGAAGCCUAAAAAGGAAGUGAAGAAGACAGUAAAGAAAAUUAGGAAGGUGAAAAAAGAAAUGGGCAAGCCUAAGAAGAAUGUGAAGAAGCCUAACAAGAAAGUAAAGAAACCUGAUAAUGAAAUGAAGAAACCGAAUGAGGACGUAAAGCCGAACAACGAGGAAACCAAGCCGGAUAGUGAAAUGAAGAAACCGAAUGAGGAAACGAAACCGAUCAGUGAGAGUCUGCCUAUAACACCCGACCCCUUAAUAUGA
This is a messenger RNA of Babesia ovata, 894 nucleotides long. Its product is annotated as collagen-binding surface protein, putative. The transcript has a single exon. The record is from RefSeq and is a predicted model, not a curated record. The coding region runs from base 1 to 894 and encodes 297 amino acids. NCBI's taxonomy places the organism in Eukaryota, Apicomplexa, Aconoidasida, Piroplasmida, Babesiidae.